AUGAUGUCCCAGUUAGACCAGGGAGCUGCCUCCACUGGUCAACACUUUGGGUCACCAGAUAGUUGUGCAGGGACACCAGACAGUUUCAACUAUGAGACUAAAUUUAUAGUCUUAAACUUCAUCAGCCGAAAUCCUCACAAGUCUUUAACUAGCCCAAGAAGUGUCAAUGGUGGUACUCCACCUAUUAGUACCUCAGAUUCAGAUCACCAUCGUCAUGGCAGGAGGAGUGCAUCAAAAUCCAUGCCACCAUCUCCCCCAAAGCGUCACAAGCCUAGGCUUACAGACUUCAGACAGGCUUAUCAGAGGGUAUCAGAGGACAACAUUCACUACAGGUAUAACAGAUACAGAGCAAUCAACAAUGAUUUGAGCACAGCUGGAAGUAAUUCCCAGAUGAAAUCAAGAGAUUCAGAUGACAACAUCAAUCACAAAAAUGAUAGAUUACAUGACUCGUUUGGGGAAAACACUAGCCUGGAAUCUUCUUUUUCAUCGAGAAGACAUACAAUGCACCAUCAACAAAUAUCAGGUUCUGCAAAUGAUGGGAACCAUGAUGUCAAGUCUUUUCAAGGUAGUCCUGGUAUUGACACAAGCUUCAUUAUUGAUUCUACAAAUGGUUUAGAUAGAGAAAGACCACUAAGUCGCAGUAUGAUGUCACCAACACAGUACAGACGACACACUAUGUCUAAGAUGGGAAGUGAGGUAAGCGGGGACUACAGUUACACAAGUGAUGCAGAUGAUGAGGGUGAGGACACCUCAGGUGGGUCCAGUCUUUGGGGCAGUAUUGGAGGACUGAAUAGUAUGCGAGGGAGUGUAGAUCUACACCAGGUAGUAUCUAGAUUACCCACAGUGCAAAGUGUAUCUGAUAUAGAAAAUGAAACAGUCAUUGACUCUACCACAUUAUGUAAUCCUGAGGAUGGUGCUACAAGUGUACUUGAGACUGGAAUGCCAUCUAAUGGUACUUCUCAAUUAGAUGCUAGAUCCAGGUCUGCAUGUAAUCUCAGUGAUAUUGACCUGGAAAUUGAUUACGAGGAUUUAGACAGCACAUAUGAAAAUGACCCAGCUGUGUCCACCAGUAUUUCUCUGGAAGCAAGCAGUAGCAACACCAGUGGGAUAAAAUCACUUGACCGCUCUAAACUUAGACUGGACAUUCAGGAAUCACAAUCCUGGCCUAACUCCAAGGCUGCACGCUAUGAAGCUGUUGCAGCAUCCCUGAGGUCUGAGAUUGAGGAUGAAAUGACAACACUAGAGUCUGAAGUAGAGGAUGCUAUCAAGAGUCGCAAAAUUCCUUCAUGCCAUUCACCUUUUCUGACACCAAUGACUCCCCAGACCCAGGCAGCUAAGGUCCUUGCACGGAUAGGUGAUGAGGUGAUGGACCAGUAUGAAGAGCAGUUGGACAAAUCAGUGGCCAUUCUGAUGCAGUACAGUCAAAACCUCACCUAUGACACUUUUUGUGAUGUUGCUAAAGGUGUCCUUGACCGUGACCUUCCAGAAAUGAAACAGGUAGCAUUACUGAUGGUGUAUGGUCAGAAAGCGGCAUGGCGGCUCGUAGAGAAUGGACACCAGGGAAUCGGGAACCUGGUGGAUUAUACAUCCAGACUUGUAGCAGACCGCGCAGCUGAGUUUAUCAUCAAACAGGGAGGAUGGGGAGCAGUGAUGAGUUCAUCAGAUUCAAGUCUCUCCUCUGACUCACUGGACGAUGUUUCACCUCUUCAUACAUUUGAAGAUCUGUGUGCCGAUUCUAUUGAUCACUUGGACUUUGACCCUGACAAUAUCUCUGCAUCGGACCAACCUCCAGCAGUGUCUGUACAGGCCAUGUCAGUAAAUAACAACUCAUUCUCAGAGAACCAGCAACUAGCCACAGCUGAACUACCACAGUUACCAACAGCAAUAGUUGAUCCCAGCUCAUCUAGUGAUGAGGAUGAUCACCAGAUUCAAAACCUAGAACCAUGGUAUCACUGGUUUGUCGUACCAGAACACAUAGCAAUGUUGUCUUGUACAGUGGCAGCUAUAGGACUAGGACUUUUGUUGUCUAAUACUAGGUAA
Ylistrum balloti is the source of this 2040-nucleotide messenger RNA. RefSeq lists its product as uncharacterized. The transcript is spliced from 4 exons. The record is from RefSeq and is a predicted model, not a curated record. Bases 1 to 2040 code for a protein of 679 amino acids. Gene Ontology annotation, cellular component: mitochondrion. Gene Ontology annotation, biological process: regulation of apoptotic process; apoptotic process. NCBI's taxonomy places the organism in Eukaryota, Metazoa, Mollusca, Bivalvia, Pectinida, Pectinidae.